CCGAGGAGGCGGGCAGGCGGGCGGGCGCGAAGUGGGCUGCCGGCUGCUCUCUCGCUCGCCGCUGGAUCUACCCCGGGAAGAGAACAUGUUGUGAGGGAUGCCCAGCUGAGCAGCAGCUGGCCAGGAAUGAAGCGCCCUUUAAGCCCAUGCCACUCCCCUGAGAGCGGCAUCUGCGGGAACUUAACAGACAGUACUGGUAUAGGAAGCCUGCCAGAGCAGCGCUCGAAAAGAGAGAAGAAGCACCCAACAUUCACACUCUGUGAGGUGUGCAAUAUCCAGCUCAAUUCAGCCGUCCAGGCCCAGAUCCACUACAAUGGGAAAUCUCACCAGAAGCGCCUCAAGCAGCUCAAUAAAGGCAAAGUCCUGCCAAAUCAAGGUCCAGCUGGUCACAAUAACUCCCUCUUAACAUCACUUCCCAUCCCAGGACGGUCUCUACAUUCACCACUGGACAUCAAGCAUUUUCUCACCUUCCGUCUCAAUGGAACACCCCCGCUCAACCUCUUCCCCAACUUCAACACGAUGGAUCCGGUACAGAAAGCAGUGAUCAACCACACUUUUGGCGUACCUAACACUCUCAAGAAAAAACAAUUCAUCUCUUGUAAUAUUUGUCACCUAAGAUUCAACUCUGCGAAUCAAGCCGAGGCACAUUACAGAGGACACAAGCAUGCCCGGAGACUCAAAGCCAUUGAAGCAGUGAAAAAUAAGCACAAGACGACUGACAGUAGCAGCAGCCAAGAGAAACCAGCUGACAAUGACACAGCACUUGAUCUCAGUGGAGACACCAGCAGCAACAACAUAGCACAACCCAGUGGUCUGUUGGGAUUGAGCCAGCCCCCAGCAGACAACUGCAGCCUCAUGAUCGUGGCCCCAGCAGAAGAGUCGUCCACCAAGCUCACCAGUGGCAUCCUGCCCCUGGUCUCCCCACCAGUUUCAGAGCCAUCAGAAAGUGCUCCAGACACAACGAGUGUGGCAUCAUCAUCUGUAGCAGCUGGAGCUGAAACUCCAGCCACUGAAUCAAGCCAAAACAUCAGCCCAGCACGAGACUCAGAGAAAGAAGGGAAGAAAAAUAAGCAGCACUUGUACUGUCCUACUUGCAAGGUGACGGUCAACUCUGCCUCUCAGCUGGAAGCACAUAAUUCUGGAGCAAAGCACAAGUCCAUGCUGGAAGGCCAGGCCAUUUUGCCAAGGCGAGGCAGAGGGAAGGUCCUCUCUCGCACAGGCCACAAGCCCAAACGGAUUGGCAGCAAAGGGAGCCUUAGUAUCCAAAACAAGGCUUUCCAGUGCCAGGUGUGCGAGAUCUUUGUCAACUCAGAAACCCAGCUCAACCAGCACAUGAGCAGCAGGCGGCACAAGGAUAGGCUUGCAGGGAAGCCGCCUAAGCCCAAAUACAGUCCAUACAGCAAGCUGCAGAAGAAUACAGCUCUGGCAGUGAGUGUUCUCAAGUCCAAACUGGCUCUUCAGAAGCACCUUACAAAGACCCUGGCAGCGCGGUUCCUGCCAAGCCCCCUCACCCCAGCCACCGUGUGCGCCCUGCCCAGCCCGCUUACACUCCGACCAGCUGCGGCUACCCUCUUUCAAGCUCCUCUCUUUGGACCAGCGCUUUUCCGAACCCCACCAGGCCCCAUGCGAGCAGCUACGGGCCCCAUCGUCUUUGCUCCCUACUAGAGAGCGUGGCGGGAUUUUCAGUUCCGUCCAUUAACCAAGAGGGUGAAGAUGAAGCAGGGAAACUGGGGAGGGAAAAUGACUUAAGAGGCUGUGUGCUGAGCAGAGGCAAAUCAGAAUCUUUCUACUGUUUUAAGCAUCAGUCUUUCUUUUGUUUGGCCUUUCUCCCUGCAUCAUUCACUGGAUUAGGACAGUGUCCUCCCCCACUUCCUCUGAAGUUGUCCUUAUUAACUUCUGACAAUCCCACAAUGUGCCAGGUUUCCUAUCAUGCAUCCAGAAGCACAAUCCCAGUUAUCCAGAGAAUCUGGAAUAGAGGAGGAUGUCCAAAACUUUGGGGGUAAUUUGAAGGUUGGAUCCUUGAAAGUGCCAUUUUGCACAGAAUAAUUAUGAUCCAGAAGCCAUGUGAGUUCCAGCAACAGAGAAUUAUGGGUUGGUAAGUGUGGGCCCAACUGUAUGUUGCUGAUAAUCUAUCACUAGAAGAGGGAAUUCCUAAGUGCAGAUAAGUGUAUGUGAUUGUCAUAGCAGAAGCUUUUCUCUCUUUCCAUAACUUGCAAAUUAGCUUGCUUUGUUUCGUGAUUGGUCAUUGGGAGGUAAGUACAUUUUUCCUGCCUAGGUCUGAUUCUUCAGACAUGAAAGACUGCCCUCAAACAUGUCUCUUGAACACUAAUGUGAUUCCAGCUGUAUUUACAAGUUAUCUCCAAUGUAUAUUUUGGCCCUGAGGGUCAUAAGGCUAGAUGUGGCAUAAGGAAUUCAACUCCCUGUAUCUUUCGUUUUGUAAAAAGCAUUUUGCAGUCACUAAAUUUUGAUACAAACGGCGAAGGGAAUAACCUUUUCCCUCAGUGCUGUGGUUCUGACCCAGAUACCUUCGUCACUUUCCCUGAAUUACUGCUUCUAUACGGUAAAAACGAUAACAUGAAUUCUAGUCAUGGAAUUCCCACAUUACAUCUACUGUGGCCCUGAACUUUUCAUAUCUCGAUGGAUUUUAACACUUGAUUUUAUUCCUUUGAAGAGAGGUAAAAAAAAAUCUCUUUAAUAGGAACUGAAAUUGUUCUUCAAGUUGAGAGAGAGGAAAAAAUCAUGGUGUUCAUUUCCCAUUGAAGUUUUUAAAAAAUCAGAGGGAAAAAGUAUCAAGAUUUAACUGCCUCUCGGUUUUGAGCCUUAAUGUUAAAUUCCAUAAAAAACCAAACGAUACAUGUUAGUUUUCAAAGCAGCCAAAGUAUUUUAAAGUUUAGGAUCUGGAAAUCCCAGAUUCUGUUUCCUUCUGUGGAAGGUGUCAGGUGUGUUAAAAACAGGGAAAUUAUGUUAAAUAGAUAGCACAGGAGUGGGGGCAGAAUUGUGGCUUUUAACACCUUUUUUUAAAAAUCAUUUUAUAUGCAGAUUUGCAAAAACAAGGAGAUUUAGAUUGCAUAAGCUACUUUGUCAAACCACAGCCCCAAAUCUUCCAGCCAUGCUGGUUCAGGGAUUUUGGAAGCUGUAGUUCAAAACAAGUAACUUUUCCAUGUGUUGUCAUUGUAAAGAAGAAGCUGAAGCUAGGGUUUUUUUCAGGUUCUGUAGCUAUUCUUACAUUACAUAGUACUCUUUUUUGUGUCACACACAUGACAGCCUUGUUUCUGGUGACCAACAUCCAGUAUGAAGGGAAGGAUGACAAGAGUUCCUGACGAAGUAGUGAAUCCACACUAGUGAGACAUGAAUGUCUUUCACAUGACCUUUAGUGUUCUUUCCUCAUUGGCUUUUUGCACAUUUAUAUUAGUGUGGUCAGUAUGAAAUAGCCCUGAAGUAGGGUCUUAGCAGACAUUCUCUAUGUGGAAGGAAGACUGGAGACAGCAUUUAUGGGUUAAUGUCUUUUGUUUGAAGGAUGAAUGCCAAGGUGUAUUUAAAGUAACAGAUCUUGCUAAAGUGCUUGGGCUACUUGGAUUUCACUUUUUGGCUGUGUCAUUCGUUAUUGUUAUAGAGCAGUGGUUACUUAUAAGUGUUUGGUCCUUCAGAUGUUCUGGAUUUUAAGCCUCUAUCAUCGCAACAGAGGGACGUGGUG
Messenger RNA from Pogona vitticeps (central bearded dragon), 3694 nucleotides. It is a transcript of the gene ZNF385C, whose product is annotated as zinc finger protein 385C. Lineage: Eukaryota; Metazoa; Chordata; Lepidosauria; Squamata; Agamidae. Gene Ontology annotation, molecular function: zinc ion binding; nucleic acid binding. The record is from RefSeq and is a predicted model, not a curated record. Gene Ontology annotation, cellular component: nucleus.